CAAACAUAUUUAUAUUUUGAUUUCUUACUUAUAUAGUAACUUCUUAGUGAACUUGUUUCACUGAUCCUACCAUACAUUCUGUCUUUCUUUGGUGGUCUACCCUCUUACUACCUUUGGGCUACACCAAAUACUGCUCUUAACUGGGACUACCCAUUCAAGGCUACUCAAACUAAACAUUUGUAUAAUGGUUCUUUAUGAACUUUUUUGUAUCACCAGACCUGCUAUAAAUGCCACUCGCACGUCUGCUCCUACAUCGGCAAUUAAUGUUGCUCGGAAUUGUGGAAAAGCAGUCUUGGAUAGCAAAGGCGUAGUUGUUGAUAUCGAGUCCAUGGGGCUUAAGGAACUUGCCAAGCCCGUGAAAAAGCUGAACAAUAAGCAUAAUUUUGGAUACUGGUGGUCAAUGUCUUUUUACUCAAGUCCCACUGUCCAGCAAGAACUCCAGCGGAUUCUGCGUUUAGAACCAACAGUCCUUCGUUAUACCUUCCUUAAAAAGUCUGAUAAGUUAAACCAUCUCGGUUAACAUUUCAUCGAGUAUUAUUUUACUCUCGGUACAGGGUAUUGAUGAGCAUUUCAAUCUCCUUAAAUGUUUAAUAUUUUAGAUAAUAUCUCGAAGGAAUAAAUAAUCAUUCAUGUCGGUUUAUGUUUCCUUUUUUUUAUAUAUAUAUAUAAACAAGUAAAUGCUCACUGUUUGUGCUUGUUUUAGUUAACCAUAUUUGUUAAAGUUGAAAGUGCAUUUGAUCGUUUGGAACUUCUCUUUGAUGGUUUCAUCCCGGAUUUUACAAUAUACUCAUUUUCAUCGGUAUGAAACGGUUUUGGUUGCUCCAUUUCAGCCAUUAAGACCGGUGGUUUUGCCAUUGGUGCUGACGGUAGUGUGGGAACGACCAUAUAUUGAGAAUACAUGUCAAAUGGAAUGGGUUCAGGAGAUAAUUGAACAGCAACCGGUGCUGGAGGUGCUGGUGCCAAUUCUUGGUUAAAUAGAGCAUUCAAUCUUUUCUUUCUUUCUUCUUUCUUUUCCGCAAAACUAACAAAUAGUCUUUUUUUGCCAACAUACGUAUUGUUUAAAAAAGAUAUUGCUUGCAUCGCUUCGGAUGGAUGAUUAAAAGAAACGAAUCCGUAUCCUUUAGAAAUUCCAGUGUUUGGGUAACUUGCUAAAACACACGAUUUCACACGACCAAACUGAGAGAAAAAUUCCUCAAAUUGUUCUGAGGUUCCUACAACAUUAUCGUCAAUAUUUUUAACAAACAAAUUACACGGGUCGGAAGCUUGGGGAGUAUUCAUAUCAAUCGUGUUAAUAGCACUCGGCAUUGGAACGCGAGGCGGUACGAAGGAAGGAGGAGGAGGAAUCAUUGCUACAGGCGGUUCCAUCGUUGCUACUGGUUCAAAUGGUAGCAAAGGAAUUGGGACUAUCGGUGGUUGCGUCGAAGACAUUGGGGAAGAAGGAGGCGCCUGCAUUUGCAUUGGCUGCUUCACAAAGAACUGAAGUUGGAUACCUUUAUAUAAGAAAUUUUGAAAGGCAGCGAUAAUCUGAAUUGGUUAGCAAUUAUCAGAAAGAAUUCGAGAGACUCUAUAACCAACUUUACCUUAGAACAAUCUUGAUGAGAGUUGACCGCCAACUCAGCAUAUAACGUUUGAUCUGGAUUCGGUGUUUGAUUGAUGGCCGCUCCUAAAAUUUUUCCAUACUGAGAAAAGUCGUCAUAAAGAUCUACGGGUGAAGUUUUCAUUGGAAUGUUAAGAAUGCCAAUUACCAGAAUUGGGUUCUCAGCAGUUUCGGAGUAAAACAGUUUAUCUAAAGGUAUGCUUGGCAGAAAUUGAUAAUUGUUGAGGAACGUAUGUUCUGGAUCGGCUUGCUUUGUUUUAAUUUCAUCCUGCACAGCAGAUGAAUUUUCUUGUGUAAGAAGGUUCGGAAUACUUAGUGGGCUCUUUUUUAGUGAGCGUAAAUAAUCUUCUUCGCUUGAAGCACGCCCUAUUUGCGGCUUACGUACCUCUCUGUCUAGACGGGGAUAAUUUAAGCCAUUUUCGUCCGUUUUUAUUAUUUCUUGUUCACUGCCUUGAUUUUGGUAAUUGUCAUACUUCAUGUGUUUUUCUAAUUCCGCGUCUGAUUGCUUCAUUUGCAUUUCCUUGAGACAUAAUGCUUCUUUAUAUUUAAAGUCGAGCUUCGCUGAACUGGGUUCAUCCUUCUCUUGAGUUUGAGUGAAUUUAAAUAUGGCUGAUUUGGCUGGAUGACGCUUCUCAACGAUCCUAUGAAACAUUAGCAUAAUCACCUUUUACUUUCGCUCGAUGGAAGAAUUACUUACAACCUAUUUCCUUCAUAUUCGAAGCCAUGCAAUGCCUGAACGAUAGCUUCUACGCAAGCCGGUGUUUCCAGGUAAACAAAUGCAAACAGUGCUGAACCCUUGAUAUUGAUACUCUUUUUCUUUCUUCUAUUUAAGACAUGUGCUUCAAUUACAUUUCCUUUGUUUUAUUAGUUUAUUGGACUUGAUUUCAAUGAGAAAGCUUACCAUAUUGCUGGCAAAGAUUGACGACAUUCAAUACUUGGCAACCAUAUGGCAAAUUGCCAAUGUAAACGGAUAGAUCUCUAUUUUUCUGCCUCUUGUUUAUGCCUUGCACUCUCUUUUCUUCUUUCAUUGCUAUAAGACUGGUUGGUUGAUAAAAGUAGAAUUCAAUUGAAUGUAAACAAAUAUACAGGAUAAUGAAGUGUUGCGUGUCAUUAUCAUAAAUACCAUUUAUUCAAACAUUGUCG
Messenger RNA from Schizosaccharomyces cryophilus OY26, 2740 nucleotides. RefSeq names its product ribosomal protein subunit Mrp17. Gene Ontology annotation, biological process: translation. Gene Ontology annotation, cellular component: mitochondrial small ribosomal subunit; ribosome. Bases 185 to 520 code for a protein of 111 amino acids. Gene Ontology annotation, molecular function: structural constituent of ribosome; small ribosomal subunit rRNA binding. The record is from RefSeq and is a predicted model, not a curated record. The transcript has 3 exons. NCBI's taxonomy places the organism in Eukaryota, Fungi, Ascomycota, Schizosaccharomycetes, Schizosaccharomycetales, Schizosaccharomycetaceae.